AAACAAAGCCUUACUAAAACCCUACAUACCCAAGCCAAAGACACCCUUUGGGCUUCUUUGCUUCGAUUCUCUGUUCCUCUACUUAUCUACUCAUUUCAACAAUGGAGAAGAUUCUUGCAGCCGAAGAUAGGAUGAUGCGGCCAAAGACGAAGAUCGUGUGCACUCUGGGGUUGGUUUCUAAGUCCAUUGAGAUGAUAGAGAAGCUUCUAAAGGCGGGCACGAACAUUGCUCACUUCAACUUCUCUUAUGGCUUCCGUGAAUACCACCAAGAAACCCUAGAUAAUCUCAAGACUACCAUGGCCAAUACUGUCAUUCUCUAUGCUGUCAUGCUUGAUACAAGGUCUAGUUGCAGAGAACUGGGAGAUAUUCCGAAACUCGGAUCUUCACUUCGGUUAUCCUGCAAGGCCCCGAGGUUGAUCAUCGGGGUAGACACUCCAAUGCCUAAGUUAGCAAUAAUUAGAGCUACCAACUAUGAAGCAAGAGCAAGACCUAAGUUAGAGGUCGGUUUCAAGUACCUUUCUGAGGUAUCUCUCAUGAGGAAUUUGUGUGCGUACAGAGCUACUGUGGAGUAUGAGCAGAGGGGACGAGCUCGAAUUCGACCGAGCUCAUCGCUCUUCAAUCAAGUCAAGGUAACUAGAUUGUUAGGAAUAGUUAUGACUGUCCAAGUGAAGAUUGUGAUACCAAAGAUGUCUCCCGAAGAAAUGUUAAAUGUUGGAGGGGAAGAGGAGGUGAAGAGCUUGAGUUUGAGCUCAAGCUCUAGUGGGGGAAGUGGGAGUGGGACCUCUAUUAGUGGGAGUAAUGGGGGUCAAGAGGAUAGCAUUGUUCCAACUAACAUUUUAGAAGUUGGUGAUGGCCAAGCAAGGUGUUAUGACGAGAGGGAGGAGGUGGUGGGGGAGGUUAUAGGAUAUAAAUCGUGUUGGAGGAGUAGGGAGGAGUUGGGGCACUUAGUGGAGAAUUACAACAUCCCUCCUCAUGUGCUGGUGAGGCCAGCUGAAAGUGAGGAACGGGCAUAUUUGACUCCAAAGGAUCAUUGGAUGCUGCUAUAUGUGCACUACCUAGCGGUUGGGCUCCGAUUUCCCACUCUAGAGUUGCUGGUAGCACUGCUGAAGGAGUUUGGGUUAGGGUUGAUGCAGCUCGUCCUAAACGGAGUUUGGCUGGUGGUGGGGUUUUUGGUCUACUACCAACUUCGAGGUGGAGAAGGAGGAGGUGGAGAGGUUGGAGAGGGUUGGGGGGGAGCUGGCAAACAUAAUGUACCUUACUGUCCAGAGGUGGUGGAGUCGUCUAGAAUCUAUGGGAGAAGCUCAUUGAACGGAGAGAAAAUGAAUCGUUUGAGAGCUAGAGGUAAGGCUAUACAACUUCCGGAGAUGAGGUUAAAGGCAUCAGCUUCGGGUACCAUAAAGGAACGAGUUGGGGGUGGGACUUCAAGACCUUACCCCAAUGGUGGGGCUCGGGCUGAAGUGGGGCCUAGCUCGGAGCCAAGGAGGGGAUCCACCGAGGAAAGAGUUGCAGCCCAGAAGAGGCAAAGGGUGGAGGAGGUGAAGCCUUUGCAGAUCGAGGCCCCAAUUGAGUUCGUCUCCAGCUUCUACGAGUCUGGGAGGACAGCUGCAAAAUGUUUCAUCAUCUCCCACUUCCCUGAGGUGGAUCUGCAAAGGGCCAAGGAUGAGGUGGCCACCAAUGGGGGAUCAGGGGUAGUUCAGCAAGCCGUAGAGAUUGCAAACUUGGUAAAUGCAAUGGUGGAUGAGUUCUUCGAUUUCCUCCAAGAGCAACUUGCUUUGGUUAGGAAGAACGAAGAGCUCAACCAUCAAAAAAAGGUAGCCGAGAAGAACUUCAAUGAACUGACCUCAGAGCUGGAGAAGGUCAAAGAGGAGUUGGCUUCUUCCAAGAGGGCUGCUGAGUUAGAAGAGCAGAAGAGGAAGAAGUGCGAGGAGGCACUUGCGAAGAAGGACAACGAGCUGGCCGAGGUUAAGAGGAUGGCUGAGCUGGCGAUCCAUAACUCGGUAGAGCAGCACGUUUUGAACUUCAUCAAGUCUCCUACAUUUUCCGAGGUGGUGAACCUCUACCAUUUGCCGACUUUGGUGAUGGCCUUCACCGAUUGCCGUAAAAAGGUGAAGAUCCAGAAUCUGGAGGUGGACAUGACCAACAACACGUUUGGCCUUGAAGAGGCAAGGAUAGAAGAGAAUGGGGAUAGUAAGACGGCGAAGUUCCAUCCCGAGUUCAUCACUAUCGACGAAGAAGAGGCCGAGGUACCACAGGGAAUCGAGGUGGCUGAUAACGUGCGAGAUGAGGAAGUGGACCAACAGCAUCAGAUCAUCGACAAAGCUCGGCCUGCUCAUUCUUUGCUUUCGAACUAACAAUUAUUACAACCAACCAAAAAUAUUUAACUUUUUGGCCUUUAAAAAUGAGAUAUUAGAAGUAUAACUUUGUAUUGGACUUGAGGUAGAGGUGAAUUUGUGAUUGCAAGUUCAGAACUUAAGAGUUUGAAUAAAACGAAGUUUCAUUA
Molecule: messenger RNA, 2500 nt
Organism: Rubroshorea leprosula
Lineage: Eukaryota; Viridiplantae; Streptophyta; Magnoliopsida; Malvales; Dipterocarpaceae
Source: the annotation of a GenBank genome assembly